Molecule: messenger RNA, 1221 nt
Organism: Caenorhabditis bovis
Lineage: Eukaryota; Metazoa; Nematoda; Chromadorea; Rhabditida; Rhabditidae
Source: the annotation of a GenBank genome assembly
AUGUCGAAUUUUUCGCACAUUUGCCUAACCGAGCCCCAACUUCAAAUGUCGGGAACUCGCCUCGAAUACAAUCUGCAAAGGUACUUCUAUCCAGCGCUCGCCAUAUUCGGAAUAUUGGGAAAUGUGCUCAAUUUGACGGUGUUGCUCAACAAAAGUAUGCGUAGCAGAGCAAACUCAUUUCUCGCGGUUCUCGCAUUCUCCGACAUUAUCUUCUUAUUUCUAUUAUUCCCAAAUAUUCUUGCAAAUUAUUCAAUAUUCACAUUCAAUUACUAUUUCCGAUGGUUCUACUUGCAUUCAAAGGUGCACUUAAUAUCGCUGGCGAAUUGGUGCUCAUCGGUAGCGCAUUGGUGCGUCAUCGCUGUGUGCGCUGAUCGACUCUUCGGCAUCCGAAAUCCGCUGUACGCAAGAGCCACGUGGCGAUGGUGGAAACUUCCACUGGUAACCGCAAUAAUCGUCUUCUUUUGCGGUAUUCUGACCUUCUACCAGCAUUUCGAAUACUUUUGCCUGGUUCGCGAGUAUUGCAGUGCAACACAGUUGUACUCAAGGUGUCUUCCAGUGAACGCCGACAAGUGGUUCGGCGGCCGACCGAAUCCAUUCUCGAUUCGAUACCAAAAGUUGAUUCAAGUCUGCAAGCUUCUUCAUAUCUUCCUGAUGAUCAUUUUGCCGAUUAUUCUACUACUAUUCCUCAAUUUAACACUACUUUGCGCAUUGCGUAAAAGACAAAAACAUUUAUCGAUGGGCAAAGAAUGUACAGACAGGUGUCACAACGAGAGUUAUAUGCAGAAAACUGAGCACCGGGUGACUCUUACCGUAACCUUUAUAGUCACGAUGUUCACGCUCACCAACGGACCAUCAGCAUUGGUCCAUCUUGUUAUGUAUUUCACCCAUCGCGAACUCUAUGACCUGACAAUGAUAUCAAGUACACUGGUAAUUUGCGGAAAAGCGUCAAACUUUAUUUUAUUCUGUCUCGGCUCAAAACACUUCAGAUUGCGGCUUCUCAAGCUGACGCAAAAGAAGAUCAAUCGAAAAAUCGAAUCCAUUGCCGGCUCAUUUGUCGCCAACACCAAACUCAGCACUGUCUCGUCACCACGUCCAUCAUUCCAAAACAACGAAUGCGUGCCUUCGAUUUGCAAGCAAAUGGUUAAGAGUCGGGCACUGAGUGCCACCGAGACCGCCUACAAGCCACUAUUGCCCCCGAAACCGGCAAGAAGGUGCUCAUGA